Messenger RNA from Numida meleagris (helmeted guineafowl), 1564 nucleotides. RefSeq names its product solute carrier family 35 member F2 (gene SLC35F2). The record is from RefSeq and is a predicted model, not a curated record. Gene Ontology annotation, cellular component: membrane. The transcript is spliced from 8 exons. NCBI's taxonomy places the organism in Eukaryota, Metazoa, Chordata, Aves, Galliformes, Numididae. Gene Ontology annotation, molecular function: transmembrane transporter activity. Bases 16 to 1416 code for a protein of 466 amino acids. Gene Ontology annotation, biological process: transmembrane transport.
CUCCGGGGACGAGCCAUGCCCCUCCCGGGGGCGGCCCCUCGGCGGGCACAAAGCUCCGCUGGCCGCGAGGCGGCGGCUCCUCCCUUCUUCCCUCGCGGCCGUGCCGGGUUGCUGCGGCGCUCGCUCCGUUCCCGCGCGGCGGGCGCAGGGCUGCAGCAGCGCCGCGCCAUGGAGGCGGCCGGGGCCGCUGGGGCUGCCGCUGGGGCUGCCGCUCAGGAUGCUGCUGAGGCCGAGGCGCCGCCGACCGGGGCCGCCGCAGCCGCUCCGCGCCGGCUGCUGGCGUUGCUGCGUGACAAGAUGUGCACAUGGCAUAUUUUGAAAACAAUACUUCUGGGCCAGAUCCUGUCCUUGUUUAUCUGUGGGACUGCUGUUACAAGCCAGUACCUGGCAGAACAGUACCAAGUGAAUACUCCAAUGUUUCAAAGUUUUAUCAACUAUUCUUUGCUUCUUCUAGUUUAUACAACAAUGCUGGCAUUUAGGACUGGUGGUGACAGUCUUCUUCAAAUUCUGAAGCAGAGGUGGUGGAAGUAUAUUUUUUUGGGACUGGCUGAUGUUGAGGCCAAUUACAUGAUUGUAAAAGCCUACCAGUACACAACUCUCACGAGCGUACAGGAUAGCGAAAUCCAGAUUGGAAGUGGCCUUCUACUCAAAGUCAUUUCUCUGUGUACACAGCUACUGGAUUGUUUUGGGAUUCCUGUGCUGAUGGCUUUGUCCUGGUUCAUUCUCCGUGCAAGGUACCGACUGAUCCAUUUCAUCGCGGUUGCUGUCUGCUUGCUGGGUGUCGGAACAAUGGUGGGUGCUGACAUUUUGGCAGGGAGGCAGGACAGUGAAGGAAGUGACGUGGUGAUUGGAGAUGUCUUAGUUCUUCUGGGUGCUUCUUUGUAUGCCAUAUCUAAUAUGAGUGAGGAAUACAUUGUGAAAAAUCUGAGCAGAGUCGAGUUUCUAGGAAUGGUGGGCUUGUUUGGGACUAUUAUCAGCGGUCUACAGCUAGCCAUUGUGGAACAUAGGGAUAUAAUGAAAAUUCAAUGGAACUGGAAAAUUGCAUUACUGUUCAUAGUAUUUGCCCUGUGUAUGUUUGGGCUGUACAGCUUCAUGCCAGUAGUGAUUAAAGUUACAAGUGCAACCUCGGUCAACUUGGGCAUUCUGACUGCAGACCUCUACAGUCUUUUCUUUGGACUAUUCUUGUUUUACUAUAAGUUUUCAGGUCUUUAUAUCCUGUCCUUUGUCAUCAUCAUGGUGGGCUUCAUCCUGUAUUGCUCCACUCCAACUCACACUGCAGAGCCCACCACCGUGCCGCAGCCAUGCAGCGCUGGCUUGGACAAUGCUGCACUGAAGCUUGAUGAAAACGACAGUGCAACGCCAGCUGUAACCGUACAGUUCAUGAGCGGAGAAUCCGUGGUGGUCAGCACUGACUGAAAAAUGGCAGCAUUUCAAAACAGACCUUUCAUUUCAUUGCCAGAAUUUCCUUCAAAUAUUAAUCUGGAGAACUGUUCUACUGCCAGGGCAUAUGUUGUACUGGGCUGUUUUUAAUGCACUGAAUAAACUUUUAAGGCCAGAUCCUCAA